AUGAAGCGGAAGCAGCGCGAGAGUGACAACAUCAACGGCGCCUCCGUCACACCCAAGAAGCAGCGAACAGUGGAUAUUGAUGGAAUAUCGGAUAACGGAGGAAGUUCAACACCCACGGCAAAUGGCACAUUCAAGACUCCGACGAAACUGUCUACAGAAACACGAGGAAAAGCCCAGUCUGCAAGCGCAAAGAAGGCGGACAGGUCGGCGAAACGCAAAAGUGCCAGCGCGCUACUGGAAAACGAGUCAGAGGACGAGCUUGGGACUGCCCUUGCGCAAGAGAUUUUAGAGGACGACGAGGAGGGUCUUGACGGGGAUGGCGGAGGUCUUGAAGGCAUACGCGAUGAUCUUGCAGAGCUCGCCGCAUCGGCACUCCAGGAAACACCCUCGAAGCGAGGCCGUGGUCGUCCCAAGGGCUCCAAGAACAGACGAUCACCAACACCAGAGGGUGACCUGCCACCAGAGGAGCGGUACUUUUUCCAGAAUCGCUCGGGUCCUCCAGAAGUCUCAAACAACACGCUUGCAUCUCUCAAACUCCUGAACCAUGACGAAUACUUCGCAUUGAUGCGCGGCUACAAAGACCCUCACAACGCAGAGAGAGCCUACUUGAGGAAGCUACAUGCACGGUCAUUCCCGCAAUGGAGGUUCGAAUGGCACGAGGGGUUCAAUAUCUGUCUAUACGGAUGGGGUAGUAAAAGACAACUGGUCAGCCAAUUCGCGGAAUGGAUAUACCCCAAAUAUGAUCCUGCACCUUCAGUUGUGGUGGUGAAUGGCUACACGCCCAAGGUCAAUAUUCGAUCAAUCCUCACCAUGCUUGUGACAACGGCCAUGGGCAAGCAUGCCCCAGCCCGAAUUUCUGGGCAACCAGCAGAAAUGCUCGAUCUUCUCCUCUCUUACCUCACCAACCACCCUCCUGGUACUCCACUUAUGGUCCUUAUUAAUUCCAUAGACUCGCCCUUACUCCGUCGCCAUUCCAUUCAAGCCCUGCUCGCCCGCCUCGCAGCCCAUCCUCGCAUAAACCUUCUCGGAACCGCGGAUACGCCAUCUUUCCCGCUGCUGUGGGACAGUAAUCUGCUCGACCAGUUUGCCUUUGUCUUCCACGACUGUACCACCUACGCGCCCUACAUAGCAGAGCUGAAUGUCGUGGAUGACGUGCAUGAGCUUCUUGGCAAGAAAGGGCGACGAAUAGGUGGUGGCGAGGGUAUUGGCUUUGUGCUUAGAAGUCUGACCGAGAACUCAAGGAAGCUGUAUGUCCUGCUUUUGACGGAGAUUCUGUCGGCGCUGGCCGAGGGAUUGCCAGAUUUGCAUGGAGGCGUGGACGGAGACGCUGACGAUGGAGGAAAGAGGUCUGCACAUGCACAGGAACCGGAUGAGGAGGUUAGCGUGGAGUAUAAGGCGCUGUAUCAGAAAGCAUCGGAAAAUUUCAUAUGCAGCUCCGAGAUGAACUUUCGUACGCUGCUGAAGGAAUUUUAUGACCAUGAGAUGAUUGUUUCGAAGAAGGAGGGCACGGGAACAGAAGUUCUCGGAGUGCCGCUGGGUAGGGAAGAGAUGGAAACGCUGCUGGAAGAGCUGGUCAUGGCCGGCAAUUGA
Messenger RNA from Endocarpon pusillum Z07020, 1590 nucleotides. RefSeq lists its product as uncharacterized. Gene Ontology annotation, cellular component: nuclear origin of replication recognition complex; nucleus. Gene Ontology annotation, molecular function: DNA replication origin binding. Gene Ontology annotation, biological process: DNA replication. NCBI's taxonomy places the organism in Eukaryota, Fungi, Ascomycota, Eurotiomycetes, Verrucariales, Verrucariaceae. The transcript has a single exon. The record is from RefSeq and is a predicted model, not a curated record. The coding region runs from base 1 to 1590 and encodes 529 amino acids.